Erinaceus europaeus (western European hedgehog) is the source of this 727-nucleotide messenger RNA. RefSeq names its product ornithine decarboxylase antizyme 1 (gene OAZ1). The record is from RefSeq and is marked reviewed. Gene Ontology annotation, molecular function: ornithine decarboxylase inhibitor activity. Gene Ontology annotation, cellular component: nucleus; cytoplasm. Lineage: Eukaryota; Metazoa; Chordata; Mammalia; Eulipotyphla; Erinaceidae. Gene Ontology annotation, biological process: positive regulation of protein catabolic process. The transcript has 5 exons.
AUUUUGAGGACAGGCGGCGACGCGGGGCGCGGAGGUCCGCGGUGUGGGACCCGGCGGCCGGAUGGUGAAGUCGUCCCUGCAGCGCAUCCUCAACAGCCACUGCUUCGCCCGCGAGAAGGAAGGACACCGCGCCGGGGCCCCCGCCAGCCGCGCCAUGCCGCUCCUCGGACGCAGCGAGAGCUCGCGACCGGCGCCCCCCCGCAGCAGUCACCCGGGCCCCGGGCCUCGGUGGUGCUCCUGAUGGCCCUCACCCACCGCCGAAGAUCCCAGGUGGGCGAGGGGACGGCCAGCGGGAUCGCGGGCAAGCGCGGCUGCUCCACGCGGACGAGCGGCUGCGCGUGACCGAGGACGCGGCGGGCGGACCCGCGCGGGAGUUGGAGCUGCGGACCCGGCUGGGCGGCCGCGCCCUGGGCUGGAGAGGGGUGCUGCGGGGACCCCAGCUCUACCUGGAGUUGCCGGCCGGCGCGCUGCCCGAGGGCAGCAGGGACAGCCUGGCGGUCGUGCUGGAGUUCGCGGAGGAGCAGCUGCGCGCCGACCACGUCUUCGUCUGCUUCCACAAGGGCCGCGAGGACCGAGCCGCCCUGCUCCGCACCUUCGGCUUCCUGGGCUUCGAGCUGGUGCCGCCCGGACACCCCCUGGUGCCCGCGAGGGCCGACGCCUGCUUCCUGGCCUACGCCAUGGAGCGCGGGGCCCCCGCCUAGCCGCCCGCCCCCAAUAAAGCCUUGCA